UAAAGGAGUGCUUCCGGGUAGAAGCGAGGUGACCCCCGGCUGCCGGGGAUCUGCGGUGGCAGCAACCAUGGGGGCGCAUCUGGGCCGGCGAUACUUGGGCGAUAGCUCGGGGCAGCCCGACCCCCUGCGGAUGCCCACCUUUCCGCCGGACUACGGCAUCCCCGGGCGCAAGGAGCGCGAGAUGGUGGCCACACAGCAGCAGAUGAAUGACGCUCAGCUGGUGGUGCAGCAGCGGGACUACUGCGCCCACUACCUCAUCCAGUUUCUCAAGUGCAAGCGUGACAGCUUCCCCAACUUCCUGGCCUGCAAGCAUGAGCGGCACAACUGGGACUACUGCGAGCACCUUGACUACGUGAGCCGCAUGAAGGAGUUUGAACGGGAGCGGCGGCUGCUCCAGCGGAAGAAACGGCGGGAAAAGAGGGAGGCGGAUGCAGCCAGGGGCCAUGGGUCUGGAGAGGUGGCCCCUGAGGUGGCCCUGUAGGGACCCGCUGCCACCCUGUAGACCAGUCAAAAAAAUAAAAGCCUCCAGAUCCUCAA
Molecule: messenger RNA, 537 nt
Organism: Loxodonta africana (African savanna elephant)
Lineage: Eukaryota; Metazoa; Chordata; Mammalia; Proboscidea; Elephantidae
Gene: NDUFB7
Product: NADH:ubiquinone oxidoreductase subunit B7
Exons: 3
Coding region: 68-481 (137 amino acids)
Cellular component (GO): mitochondrion
Source: RefSeq, a predicted model, not a curated record